ACUGGGAUGAAUGUGCAUCUCACACCGAGAAUGACUGCUCUGCAUCUGCAGAAUGUAUCAAUUUGAUGGGCUCAUACCUGUGCAGAUGCAAGACAACCAUGGAUACCAAUCCAGCCCGACCUGGAAGAAACUGUGAGGGUGAGAUUGUGGAUCCUUUCACUGAAACGAUGGCUCCUGAAAUAACAAACAGCACAGAGUUUUUUCCUGAAGAAGUAAGCUCUGCAGGCCCUGCUUCCCCUGCCAGCACCGAGAUGGCGGCUGCUGUAGGCUCGGAGAUGAGCACUGCCGUACACCUCCCUGCUGCACUGCCCCUGGGUGACAAGCAAGCACCCCGUGGUCAUACUCCCACGAGCGCUCCUCUAGCCCCUUGGAAAAAAGCCCUGACACCACAGAUGGGCUUCGGCAGGGACAACAGUCCCAUGACCACAGGGAUCACAGCCAGUGAGGAUCUGGCCAUGAACACAGAUCAGCAGACAACUGCAAGUCCAUCACAGAGAAGCUCCGCAGUGGAGGCUUCCCCCAGUGGAUCGCAGCGAGCAGCCGCUCUCACAAGUGGACUCAUGGGCACAGCUGGGCAAGAGCAACACAGUUCACCAUUGCUGGUGUUGUUGAAUCAAACCACCUCUGCUACCACUAGAAGUCACACAGCUUUUGAUGUGACUCAAACCAAUUCUCAAGGUGAUCCUGGCACAACUCUGCUGGCCACAGGAGAUGCUGUUGUUCCCACCCUCAACGCCACUCUCAGAGCACAGGUAGAGACAGAAGGAGAGAACAGCUCUUGGUCCGAGAAAUACUCUGGAACCCUGGGGUCACCAGCUUUGCCAGGCUCCUCUCCAGCUCCCAGCCUGACACCAGGCCCAGCCAUGGACCGUGCUGUCCAGAAACUUAGUGGCACAGUACGGAUAACAAAUGUGAAAUACUCUCCAGGCUUUAGCAAUACAAGCAGUGAGGAAUACCAAACCUUUGCACGGCUCUUUGUUGAUGAAGUACAUAAAUCUCUGCCCCUUGAGUUUCUUCAGCAGAUGGAUGCUGGUCUGAUUAAAAUGUUGAUAACGGGUAUUACUAAUGGGAGCACAGUGGUAAGUUUCAACUUAGUGAUUGCAGAAGAUGUGGAUAUCUACUACAUCAUCACCACUUUUCAUGAUGCCUUUGAACACAGCUCCUAUUUCACAGUUGACAAGAGCAGUCUCUCCAUAAAUGAUUAUGAUGAGUGCAAAAGCGAAGAUGAUGACUGUUCCCCAGAUGCAUCGUGCCAUAACACACUUGGGUUUUACCAGUGCAGCUGCAAUGAAGGAUUUGCUGAUGUGCAUCCAGAAAGGCCUGGAAGAAGCUGUGAAGCACUUCCUAUAGGCCAGGAGGCAACACUGAUGGAUAAGAGAUCUGUACACAACACAGUUUUACUUGCAGCAUCUUUGCAAACUUCGACUCAUGUUUCCUCCCCUGCUUCAUUGGACUUCUCUGUUGCUGAGCACAAAGCACUGGAGAACACCACAUUUGCCAGCAUGGUGCUGCCUCUUCUCACCGCGGAUCCUGUGUCAGCUCCCGGUGUUUCUCCUCAAGCAUCUCCUAUCCCUCUCGUUAAACCUGCCCAGGAGGUUUCCAUUAAAGAUGUGGUGACAGUGUUCUGUGAAAUCGAGAAGAUCAUCCUUGCUGUUGAGAAGAGAUUUUUACAGCAGGAGUCUAUCCCAGAAACCUCCCUGUACCUGGGGGAGCCUCACUGCAAUGUGAGCAUCAGCAAUGGCACUCACGUUGUGCUGCAGGCAGGCUGGAGCGACUGUGGCACUGAAGUUGAGACUAACAUGACUAAUACGGUAGUGAAAACCAUCCUUCGGAAUUACGUUUCUCCUCAGGGAGUAAUCCACCAUUUAAAAGUUGUCAGUCCCAUUCACUGUCUGUUUCAAAACGAUCUCUUGACUUCCUCUGGAUACACUGCAGAAAGACUUUACACCAUCUUUGAGGAUUUGCAUGGAUCUGGACACUUCAGAACAGAAAUGCAGUUGUUUAUUGGAAACUCCCCAAUACCAAAAAAUUUCAGUGUCUCUGCCAGUGACGAUGUACUGAUUGAAGUGGGGAUCCAGAGAGCAGACAGCAAGCUCAAGGUGGUCCUCACUGACUGCUGGGCAACUCCCACUAAUAAUUCAGUGGACCCCCUCUCAUUUGCUUUUAUCAGCAACAGCUGUCCCAUCCCAAAUACGUACACCACACUGCUAGAGAAUGGGAAUUCAAGCAAAGCGCAGUUUAAGAUGAAAAUUUUUUCCUUUGUCAACAAUUCUGUGGUCUAUCUACACUGCAAAAUACGUAUUUGUAUGGAGACACCAGGAAGCACCUGUAGGACGAGGUGCCAUGUGGUUCGAUCCCUGAAGACUGGUGAAACCAUCGCUACGCACAGAACAUCCUGGGGACCCCUGUAUAAAUCAGCUGCAUCAGAUUUGAAGAGAGAGAAGGAGUCUGGGAUGGGAGUUGGAUACAUCAUCCUCAUUGCCUUUGCUGUGUUUGGUUUUGUGCUGGGAGUUGUGAGCCUUCUCAUUUUCCAGUACCAGCGAAAGAUGGGAAGAUACAACUUCAGAAUCAAGUCUGACAACUUCAGCUACCAAGUGUUCUACAAUUAG
Pterocles gutturalis (yellow-throated sandgrouse) is the source of this 2609-nucleotide messenger RNA. RefSeq names its product uromodulin-like 1 (gene UMODL1). The annotation marks the transcript as partial. Gene Ontology annotation, cellular component: cell surface. Lineage: Eukaryota; Metazoa; Chordata; Aves; Pterocliformes; Pteroclidae. The record is from RefSeq and is a predicted model, not a curated record. The transcript has 11 exons. Gene Ontology annotation, molecular function: calcium ion binding.